AUGUUUAAAAAUGUAAAAUACCAAGAAUGUUAUAAUGAAACAGAUGAAGAUGUUUUAAAAAAUUUUAAUUGUAAAUCCAAUUCAUUUAAGAUCAAAAUGAAAACAUUUAUGAUUUAUUACAAAGAUAUUUUAGUUGAAAUUAUAACCUCUUUGGUACAUGUAAAACAUAAAAGAAAAAAUAUUUCUACUGAAAUAUCUAUAUUAAGUGAGUUUAUUCAGUUAUUAAACAACUCAUUAGAUUUUAUAAGAUAUUAUUUUAAACUUAAGAAGUUAAUUAAUCAAAUAAAAAACAAUAAUGUUAAUAUUAAUAUUACAAUUGAUAAUUUAAUUAAUAUUUUAGAAAAUAAUUGUUUUUGGUGUUUUAAAACAACUUCAAUUAAUUACUUUAAAAAAUUAAAAAAUCAAUCAAGAUAUAACAGAAAAAAUAUUUCUGAAAAACUAAAAGAAUAUAACAAUCUUUAUAUUACAGAAAUAUUUCAAUCUUCUGUUAAUUUAAAUUAA
Molecule: messenger RNA, 501 nt
Organism: Hepatospora eriocheir
Lineage: Eukaryota; Fungi; Microsporidia; Hepatosporidae
Source: the annotation of a GenBank genome assembly